AUGGGAACCGCCCAAGCCGCCGGUACGGACCCUGAAAAGGAGGUGCCCAGUGUGGUACAGGAAGGCACUUUAACUCCGAUCAACGACAUUGAAUCAGCGACGGAAGAACCAUAUAGUAUUUACACGAGGAAACAAAAAUGGUUCAUUGUCGGAAUAGUGGCAGUGGCUGGUUUUCACAGCCCCUUGCCAGCUAACAUUUAUUUCCCGGCGAUUCCCAUGAUGGCCGAGGCUUUUGGAACUUCAGAAGAAGUCAUCAAUCAAACAGUUACGGCCUAUUUGGUGAUGCAGGGCAUUUCUCCUAUGCUCUGGGGUCCACUGUCAGAUCGGUAUGGAAGAAGACCAAUCUUCUUGGGAUGCUUGACGGUACUGAUCGGCUCAUGUAUUGGAUUGGCGUUGUGUCCCACCAAUGCCUUUUGGUUACUGAUCGUACUUCGAUUAUUGCAAGCCGGUGGGUGCGCGAGCAUGAUCGCCUUAGGUGCGGGAGUUACUGGUGACAUUGCUACACCGGAAGAGCGAGGUAGCUAUUUUGGUUUGUUCAAUCUUGGACCUAUGCUUGCGCCUUGCAUCGGGCCUGCGAUCGGCGGUGCGUUAGCAGAGAAUCUUGGCUGGAGGUCCAUCUUCUGGGCUCUGGUCAUCAUGGCUGGAUGCUGUUGGGUGAUGCUCUACAUCUUUUUGCCAGAGACGCUCCGACAAUUAGCUGGAAACGGUAGCAUCCCGUUGACAGGAAUCCACAAACCCCUGAUUACAGUGGUUGGGCGCGGCAAGAAGGCGGCCACUCCCGUCACUCUUCCUCCAUCCACGAAAAAACAGUCGAUCAAUCCAUUCAUUCUCUUCACCUAUCCCGACGUUGUCAUUGCCUUGCUGUUUACUGGCGUCAUAUACUCGGUCAACUACAGCAUCAUGGCCACCAUUUCAUCCGCCUUUUCCGACGUCUAUCCAUGGCUGUCCGAGACUCUACUAGGUAUCUGUUACCUUCCGACGGGCCUUGGCAUGAUUGUCGGCACGCAAGUGACUGGAAGAUUAUUGGAUCACGAGUAUGCCAAGAUCAAAAAGUCUCACGGCGAAGGGCCGUUUCCCAAGGAAUACGCACGCCUGCGGACUAUGCCUUACCACCUGAUUGUAUUUGUCAUGGCGGUUGUUGGAUGGGGUCUUGCACUAGGAAAGGCGGCGCAUGUCGCCGUGCCUCUUGUGAUUUCCGUCAUCCUCGGCUGGUGUGGCAUGGCCGUACUCAACACUACAAUGACCUUGAUGAUUGACAUCCUGCAAUCGCGCAGCUCCGGGGCCACGGCAUGCACCAACUUUGUGCGCUGCUCGCUCGGCGCCAUUGUCGUGGCCACGACAGAUCGCAUGAUUACGAAUCUCGGCUACAUCUGGACCUACGUGAUGCUGGCGGCCAUCUGUGCCUGCAUGUUGCCCGUCAUGUACAUACAGAUGAAGAUUGGCCCCAAGUGGCGGCUGCAAAGAGACGAGCUGGACAUGUGA
This is a messenger RNA of Pestalotiopsis fici W106-1, 1482 nucleotides long. RefSeq lists its product as uncharacterized. The transcript is spliced from 7 exons. Gene Ontology annotation, molecular function: transmembrane transporter activity. The coding region runs from base 1 to 1482 and encodes 493 amino acids. Gene Ontology annotation, biological process: transmembrane transport. The record is from RefSeq and is a predicted model, not a curated record. NCBI's taxonomy places the organism in Eukaryota, Fungi, Ascomycota, Sordariomycetes, Amphisphaeriales, Sporocadaceae.